AUGCACUAUACUGGGCAGAGUAAGGGAUCGGCUCCUUGGACGGCUAUUGGAUCAAAGUUACUUGACUUCAUUGAUCUAGAAUAUAUACCCCCGGCUUGGAGAUCAGUAAAUGGAGAAGGUAACAACUUUUACAAGUUUCUUGAUCCCUCCAAAUUCCCGAUGGAGAUGGUCACUGAAGCUCUCCAGUUUUGGUAUGAACGUCAAGAACAACACAAAGUCGCCUUUCGAUUUAAAUCCUUUCUUGAGGGGAAAAUGCUGCUGGAAGCACCUCCACGAAGGAAAAUCAAAGUUCACGUUCCUAAACCUCAUGUUCAUAGUGUUGGGAAGGGCAAGAAGCCCGGCAGAAGCAAGGGUCAAAGGAGAGGCCGGGCAGCAACCGAGUCACCAUCAGAUGAGGAAGCCAGGCCAAAGAGAAAGGAAGGGGUGGAAGAUCGGCAGUUCGAUGACAACAGUUGGAAGGAUUUGGAUGUGGACAAACCGGCCAAGAAACGAACUGAACAGUUUUCUAAGGAUGACUGGACUCCUGAUCGGGAUGGCUCCGAUGACGAUGGAGAAGACUUGGACAUGGAGAAACCAACCAAGAAACCAACCAAACAGCAUGACGAACAUCGUGAGGAUGGCUCCGAUGAUAGUGACUCAGACUCCGAUAAUGGUCAAGAGAGGCCAAAGCAGGAUACUCUGACCGAGCCCACAGUGAAACCUAGCAGGGUCAACCCGACCUUGGAAGAGGAUAGAGACUCGGGAUCAGAUUUGGGCUCAGACGAUGCUACGAUCACUGUAGAUACCAGCCCCGAGCUUCAGCCUCGGUACAACGACACCCGGGCUCUCUCCCAUGAAGUACCAUCGGACACUGAGGUCUUGGCUGAUGAUACAUUUUGGGAAGCUGACCUGGGCUGUGGGGUGGAGUCGGCCGAUCGAGCGAAGAAGAGAAAAUUCACUGAUGAGGAGGAUACACCCUGCAAGUUUCCUCGGUUAGAGAAGGGUUACAAACUUGGCCCGAGGAGUGCCUGA
Messenger RNA from Laccaria bicolor S238N-H82, 1011 nucleotides. RefSeq lists its product as uncharacterized. Lineage: Eukaryota; Fungi; Basidiomycota; Agaricomycetes; Agaricales; Hydnangiaceae. The record is from RefSeq and is a predicted model, not a curated record. The coding region runs from base 1 to 1011 and encodes 336 amino acids. The transcript is spliced from 3 exons.